AUGUCUGGGCUAGAGGCGUUGAAGCAGGCGCAGCUUAUGGAGGUGCUGAAGAAGGAGGUGAGGGCCAUGCUGAUCGCUGCCAAAGCGGGCCUGACGCCAGAGCAGCUGGAGGAGCAGUACAUGGCCAUGGUCUGCAAACCUCUCCCUCUGCGCGACCUGGGCUUCCAGUCCACCCUGGAGCUGGUGACACAAAUGCCUGAAGUUGUCCAAAUCUGUUCUUCUAAGAAUGGUGCUUUAAUCCUCAAAGCCAUUGCAGAUGACUCCACCAAAGGGAUUGCCAAGCUGGUUGCCAACCAGAAAGUAAAGACACGCAAGGCAUCAAAGAAAACUGCUACGAAGGCCAAUUCUGCUUUUACCACUAAGAACUUAAGGAGUCUGCAGAGUUUUCAGCCUCUGAGUGCUGGGACUCCUGUCCUGCCAGCAGUGGUGAAGGCUGAGCUGCAGGACCUGCUGAGCUCCUCACCACUUCUGCUGGCAGACUUGGACAAGGCCUUCCUCAGACGCUUUGGCCGGGUGUUCCAGUACAGGCAGUAUGGGUUUUUGUCCGUGUUUGAAGUCCUCAGGAGCAUGUCUGAUUCCAUUGCUGUUGAGCAAACAAAGGCAGGUUCCUUGCUGGUCCUGAGGAAGUACUUGGCAGGCAAGAUAGAACAGCAAGAGGUGCCUCAGAGUGAGGCUGAGGAAGAAGAGAUGCCUCAAACAUGUGCAGCUGAGAUGCCUUCUUUGGAACCCACCUGUGAGACAAAGAGCUGCUACCAGGCAGCAACUCUAAUGGAUUCAGAGCCAGUGCAAACACAAGCAGUAGAUUUGGGUGAUCACCUCAAGCAGCAUCAAGGUUUUGAGCAGUUUCCACGGAUUCCAGAAAUCCCUCCAGAUGCUGUUCAGGACAGAAGCCUUUGCAGUUUGCCACCUCUGAAGAGGAGGUGCUUGGUGGGAGUCAUUGUGGAAUUCAUCGUCUCUCCUAGCCAGUUCUACAUCCACGUCUGCAGCACAGAAGCAUCCUAUAAACUGCAGGAUCUGAUGUUUGAGAUGAGACAUGUUUACUCACAUAAAGUUGCUUCUGAUAAAUACAUCAUGCCUGAGUCUGCAGUGAGGCCUGGGCAGCUCUGCUGUGUCAUGGUCUCCAAGUGGUGGUACCGUGUGAUCAUCCACCGUGUGAUCAAUGCCCAGGAGGUAGAGGUGUUCUAUGCAGACUAUGGACACCUCCAAAUUGUCCAGAAGUCUUGGCUGAGAUUCCUCAAGUGGCACUACUUGAAGCUGCCUGCUCAGGCCAUCCCAUGUUCCUUGGCAUGGGUAAAACCUGUGGAGGGUACGUGGUCCAGUGCAGCAAUUCUCCUGUUCAAGCAUCUCUGUCGCUUCAAGGAGCUUGUGGGAAUUGUGGAUGAAUACGUGGAUGGUGUUCUGUACCUCUUCCUGUGUGACACAUCCACCAAGGAGGAUGUCUACUUCCACUCUGUCCUGAGGGAUAUGGGAUAUGCUGAUGUCUGUGGGGAGAACAUCCCUUCCCAGGAAUUUGAGGAACUGAAUCCUUCAGCUUUGUAUGUUCAGCCCAGUGGAAAGCAGGGGAAUGCUGAAGUGGUGGAGCCAGACCUUCGCUUGCAGCAGGAAUCUCGAGAUGCAGACAGGGAAACAGCAACAUUGAAGCUGAAUGGGGCUGAGCUGUGACCAGAUGAAGAAACAUGAAGACCAACAUCUUGCCAGGAGUCUCAUGGUUGGCCUCUGCCAUGCUCUGGGCUCUGUGACCAAGGGCCACCUCAGGAACUGUGUGUCCCUCCUGCCCUGCUCUCUGCAGUGUUGGCAGCUGCAUGAUUGGCCACUUCCCAUGCCUACUUCAGUGGCUGCCCAACCUGAAAAGGAAGGUGUCGCAGGAGGGGACAAGCUGGAGCUGCUGCCAAGGAAGGCUGUCUGGAGCAGCACAGGCUCUCUGUAUGACCCUGCUGUCAGGGUUUUUUUGUUCAGAAACGUUUAAUCCCUUGAAAAAACCUGGAGUGGGAUAUCUCAGGUACGCCCAGCACGUGUGAUAAAUGUUAGUUUUACUUUCAGGAGAGUAGUUUGGUUUUGUUGUACCAGUGGUGUACUGAGUUACUGCUCUUUAAUAUAAUGGUUCAGGAGAACAUCCAAGUGUCACAUUGUGUUAUGUGUCCUUUAAGUUUAAGAGAGGGAAAUUGGCUGCCCAUCCCUCCUUCCUUCAGUGCAUGAGCUGUUUUGACAUUGUGUGGGGAUGUGAUUUUGGUUUUUAAUACAGUGGCUGCUCUGCUUUACUCCUUGCUGUGAGGAGAGCUGAAGAAACCUCCUUCCCCAAGAAGAAGAUGCUGUGAUUUGCUGGAUGUCGUGUGU
Serinus canaria (Common canary) is the source of this 2334-nucleotide messenger RNA. It is a transcript of the gene TDRD5, whose product is annotated as tudor domain containing 5. Lineage: Eukaryota; Metazoa; Chordata; Aves; Passeriformes; Fringillidae. The transcript is spliced from 10 exons. The record is from RefSeq and is a predicted model, not a curated record. Gene Ontology annotation, biological process: spermatogenesis. The coding region runs from base 1 to 1662 and encodes 553 amino acids.